Messenger RNA from Maylandia zebra (zebra mbuna), 890 nucleotides. RefSeq names its product ATP synthase inhibitory factor subunit 1b (gene atp5if1b). Lineage: Eukaryota; Metazoa; Chordata; Actinopteri; Cichliformes; Cichlidae. The record is from RefSeq and is a predicted model, not a curated record. Gene Ontology annotation, molecular function: ATPase inhibitor activity. Gene Ontology annotation, cellular component: mitochondrion. Gene Ontology annotation, biological process: negative regulation of ATP-dependent activity.
UGGCACCUCCGCCUUGGACAUAAUGGCGCCGUCCUGUGGUGUAUUUUUGGGGACAAGGACAAGCUCGACACUACUUGUCAGUGGUGUUUUCAUAAACAUGGCGAGGUUUUUGAGGCCUAAUAUCAGGACUUUUGUCACCUCACAGCUGAGAAUGUCAUCCGACCAGCUGGGUGAGCUGGGUAAAGGUGCCGGGAAAGGUGGUGGUGGUGGAGGCUCUAUCAGAGAGGCAGGUGGAUCCAUGGGGAAGAAGCAGGCUGCAGAGGAGGAGAUGUACUUCAAGCGCAAGGAGAAGGAGCAGCUGGCAGCACUAAAGCAGCACCAUGAGGACGAAAUUGAUCACCACAAAAAGGAGAUUGAACGUCUCCAGCGCGAGAUUGACCGCCACAAGGGAAAGAUCAGAAAGCUGAAGCAUGAUGACUGAGUGAAGCCUUUAAAAUAAAACAAAAGUUUUGUUUUUUUUCUCCUCACUGUCCAAGACUCAUUUAGUAACCACACUAGUUUCUGCGUGCACUGUGUUAUGCCAGUCAUGAAUGUUUGAGUGAUGGUACUUAUGUAAAUUCUUGAAAGGUAUUAAAAUUGAUUAAAAGAAAUGAGUACGGGUUCCAUGGCAUGCUCUCCAAGAACAUUUUCCUGUGUGAUGUUGUUCAUUGGUGUGCCGUAUGUCACAGGUACAAUGCCAAAGUGAAAAAGACUAAAUAUAAUCUGUGCUUCAUGCAACUGUUUUAUUUCAGUGAACAGUUUGUGAACUUGUGAGAAACAUUGUUUUCAAUGAGCAACAAUAGGCAGCAAAUCAAGUGAUAAAAUUGACUAAGCUGCAACCAGCACACCUUUAAUGUGAGAUAUAAAAAUGGUAAAAAAAAAAGAUAAUUAAAGUUAUCUGGCACCACAAA